UCCGAAAACAAAAAGUGUAAAUUUAAGAACGCCCUCUUUGGUUGAUCGGCUUCCGUUAAACACUUUAGUUCAUGAAAUGGCAGUGUGAUGCAUUCUUAAGCUGGGUGAAGUGAAUUCUCUUUGGAGGAUUAUUAGAAUUUCAAAACACGAAAGAAGUACUCUAAAUUAUUGAAGAUACCGAUCAACAAAGCAAUUAGUGACUGUAUGCAAUGUCCUCUAAUACAAUUUCUGAGGUAUAUGAAUUCGAAUGAAUGGAUAUUCAGAAACUUUUACUAGUAGUUAACUAUUUUGGAUGACAGUUGGACCAUAUAAUUCUUUCAAAGAAAUAUUUUGAUUAUACUUCAUAUAAAUGAUUGUAUAGUGAUAAUGGCACCAAGAAGAGGAGAAGAGAUGCAGAUUAAAAGAAGAGCAGCUACAGGUUGUAAAUUACCAAAUCAAUUACCAGUUGGAGAAAUAUUAACUGAUAUUACUCAAAACAAAUGGAAAUUGGGACAUACAAUAGGAUAUGGUGGAUUUGGUGAUAUAUACUUAGCAUCAAAUGAUCUUAACUCACCAGUUGGAGAAAAUGCAAAAUAUGUUAUAAAGAUUGAACCACAUAAUAAUGGCCCAUUAUUUGUUGAAAUGAAUUUUUAUAUAAGAGCAGCUCGUAAACAUAUGAUUGAUAGUUGGUGUAAGUCACAAGGAAAAAAGCGAAUAGGUGUUCCAACAUAUGAAGGAUCAGGUUCUCACGUGUAUGAGGGUGAAAAAUACAGAUUUUUGGUAAUUCCAAGAUAUGGUAUUGACAUUGGAAAAUUGUUUCUAUCAAAUGGAAGGAAAUUGCCAAUUAAACUUGUUAAUAAGCUAGCAGUUCAAAUGCUGGAUGCGCUUGAAUAUGUUCAUAGUCGAGGAUAUGCUCAUGCAGAUGUUAAAGGAUCAAACAUUUUAUUAUCUUUAUGUGAAGUCAAAAGAUCUCAAGCAUAUUUAGUUGAUUAUGGGUUGGCUUAUCGUUUUCGGACAGCAACAGGUAUGCAUAAACCAUUUGUUCAUGAUGAAAGAAGAGCACAUGAAGGAACAUUAGAAUUUACAUCAAGAGAUGCACAUCAUGGAACACAUUCAAGAAGAGGAGAUUUAGAAACAUUGGGGUACAAUAUAUUACAAUGGUUAUGUGGUAAAUUACCUUGGGAGAAAGAAAAUGAUAGUGUGCCAUCAACAAUGGAUCCUGAAGAAGUUCAUGCACAAAAAGAACUUUUUUUUGCAAAUAUACCAUUAUUUAUGAAUGAAUGUUUUCCUUUUGAAAAGCCACCUGCUGCCAUCGUGGAAUAUAUGACAUAUAUUACUGAAUUGGGAUUCGAAAGUAAACCUAAUUAUUCUUACCUACGUGGUUUAUUUCAGUCUGGUUUUAAACAGAAAAAUAAUGUUCCUAUAUGUUUAUAUAGUUUAAAAGAAUCUAGUGAAAAUAUUUCUUGUCCCAUAUCUUUUAAACGACCAUACUUAAGAGAAAGAAAACCUUGCCAACCUGUUAAUGCAGAGAUUCGUAUAACGCGAAAUAUGCAACCGAAAAUAAAUGUUGAAGUUGAGAAGAAGGAAUUUUGCUGGGAAGCAGUAUUAGCACUUCACCCUGAUAAACUUGCAAAAAUUAAUAUGCAGUCUCCGCCAUCGCCACUUACACCACCUCCAUCUCCACCUCCUCCAUCUUUACCCACAUACGCUAUGUUAAAUGUAAUUCAGAGGAUGAAAGAAAAACAAUCAGGCACAUUUCGACAAAAAUUAUUACCAAAAUCAUUAGACGAUGUUAAAGGGAAAUUGAUGACGCCAGCCAUGGAACAAAUAGUUCAAUUAAGAAAAAAGUCUUCUGUACCAACGUUUCCUCCACCUAUGUCAUCGCCACGUGUAACUCGUUCACGAGUGGCUAAGACAAAACGACUUCAGAAUGAGAAAUCCUACAAGGAAAUGCAAAGUAGCAAAAGAAGAAAAGGUCCAUCAUAAACAGAAACAAUUUUUCUAAAUACUGUUCCAGUCUUCAUUCCAUGUACAAUGGAAUCACCAGCAAGUUAUCUAAAUAAUGGAUAUAUGCUUAAGUAUUAUUCUUUAUUAGUUUAUUUAGAUUUUAUAAGAAUAUACUCUUGAUGUUCCUGUUACAAGGACAAAAUUGAAUUAAUUAGCAAUGCCUCGGGUGUGCUUAGUACACCAAUUUUUGUAAGACUGCUUUAUCGUCAUUAUUUGUUGUUCGAUAAAAUGAACGUAAGAUUUUUUAAAUAACUGUAUAGCGAACAAAUAAUUACAAAUAGUGAGGUAACUGGAAAAUUACACUUUUUCCUUAUAAAAAAAUAAUUUUAACCCAAUUGAAAUAAGACUUGCUCAUAGACACAGUGAUAAAAUAUCAUCACUUCGAUACAUACAAAAUAUUGAAAUAUUUCGUAAUUAUCAUGAUAAACUUAUGAUCUGAAUACUAAAUUUAAACUAAACUACUAAAUUUAUUUUAUUAAAUUUAAACGCUUAUUUCUUUAUUUUAUGAAAUACACGGUUAUUAAAAGCACAAUAUGCUAUAUAAAUAAUGUUAGUAUUUCAUUGUUUUUAGUAAAAUGAAAGUUAUUGAAAUAGUAAAUUACUAGUAGUUAAAAUGUUUAAAAUGUAUUUAGUUUUUUAUCAUUAUAAUUGUUUUGUAACUCAUAUGACGUAAAUCAAACAUUUUAUAUUUAUAUAACAAUAACAUGAUACCUUGAUUUUAUGAUCAGACAACAGUUUGUAUUCUUAUACAAAAUGUGGAAUUUAAGUUAGUAAGAAUCACGCGAAUGAUCUUUUUAAUAUCAAAGUAUAUAUUCAAACAUAAAGUUGUUAAUAAUAUAAACAGAAUUGUAGUAUAUAGCGAAACAAUACAAUGAUGAAUAGUAACGUGUGUAAAAAUUUACAAUCGUAAACUGUUGUUUGUUCUUAAUAGAUCAGUAUUGACCCACUAAUCGCUUACACAAUUAAAAUGCAACAGUUUACGUUUGUUACUAUAAUUACAAUAUACUGACAAGAAUGCGUGUGUGGUAUAAUUAAUACAAAUAUUUUAAUUGAAUUUUUGAUUUUUUUACCUGACUUAAUUAAAGAAAAAAAAAACAUUUCAAAGUUUGUCUCCUGUUUACAUAAUAUUAUCUCAUGUUACUUUAAUAUAAUGUAAUCUAAUUUGCAUUAACUUUUAUCCAAUACUUGCAUAACAUAAAGCCCAAUAAACCAUUGUAUAUAUUUAUAAUAGGGAUCAUGUAUAGAUAAAAGGGACAAUUUAUUUACAGUAAUUUGUGAUAAUUUUAUUUGUAUUUUCUUAAGUUAUGUGUACCUGUGCCACAAAAGCAGAAUUGCUAAAGACUUAAAGAUGUAUUGUAAUUAAAUAAAUACACAUACAUUUGUAA
Messenger RNA from Megachile rotundata (alfalfa leafcutting bee), 3371 nucleotides. RefSeq names its product serine/threonine-protein kinase VRK1. NCBI's taxonomy places the organism in Eukaryota, Metazoa, Arthropoda, Insecta, Hymenoptera, Megachilidae. Gene Ontology annotation, biological process: protein phosphorylation. The record is from RefSeq and is a predicted model, not a curated record. Gene Ontology annotation, molecular function: ATP binding; protein kinase activity.